AUGCUUGCUCACCAUGAUAAAAAUCCUUUCCAAUCCACUGUACUUGCUCAACAUAAUAAAAAUCUUUUCCAAUCUAUUAUGCUUGCUUAUCAUGAUAAAAAUCCUUCCCAAUCCACCACGCUUGCUCACUGUGAUAAAAAUCUUUCCCAAUCCAUCGCACUUGCUUACUAUGAUAAAAAUCCUUCCCAAUCCACUGCGCUUGCUCAUCAUGAUAAAAAUCCUUUCCAAUCCACUGCGCUUGCUCACCGUAAUAAAAAUCUUUCCCAAUCCACUGCACUUGCUUACCAUGAUAAAAAUCCUUCCCAAUCUACCACGCUUGCUCACUGUGAUAAAAAUCUUUCCCAAUCCAUCGCACUUGCUCACUGUGAUGAAAAUCCUUCCCAAUCCACUGCGCUUGCUCAUCAUGAUAAAAAUCCUUUCCAAUCCACUGCGCUUGCUCACCAUAAUAAAAAUCUUUCCCAAUCCACUGCACUUGCUUACCAUGAUAAAAAUCCUUCCCAAUCUACCACGCUUGCUUACUGUAAUAAAAAUCUUUUCCAAUCUAUCGCACUUGCUUACUGUGAUAAAAAUUCUUUCCAAUCUACUAUGCUUGCUCACCAAGAUGAAAAUCCUUCCCAAUUCACUGCACUUGCUCACUGUGAUAAAAAUCCUUCCCAAUCCACUGCGCUUGCUCACCAUAAUAAAAAUUCUUCCCAAUCCACUGCAUUUGCUUACUAUAAUGAAAAUUCUUCCCAAUCCACUACGCUUGCUUACUGUGAUAAAAAUCCUUCCCAAUCUACUGCACUUGCUCACCGUGAUGAAAAUCCUUCCUAA
Molecule: messenger RNA, 813 nt
Organism: Dentiscutata heterogama
Lineage: Eukaryota; Fungi; Glomeromycota; Glomeromycetes; Diversisporales; Gigasporaceae
Source: the annotation of a GenBank genome assembly